Messenger RNA from Suhomyces tanzawaensis NRRL Y-17324, 1084 nucleotides. RefSeq lists its product as uncharacterized. The transcript has a single exon. Bases 293 to 844 code for a protein of 183 amino acids. The record is from RefSeq and is a predicted model, not a curated record. Lineage: Eukaryota; Fungi; Ascomycota; Pichiomycetes; Serinales; Debaryomycetaceae.
UGAUACGGCAGUGACAGGCUGGCAGAGGACGUGGGACUAGAGGGACUAGGUGGAUGGCCGGGUGUGCUGGGCCUCGUCGGGCCCGUCUUCCAGCGAUGUGUCAACGAGAACCACGUCGUUGAGAACCAGUCAUGGGGAGCCAGGGGUGGGGAUCUGGCCUGCUAUUGUCUCGUGUUGACGAUUCCCAGUUGGGGUGGUUUCGUAGACAGGACAGCUGCAUGCAUCGCGGUUGCGAGCGACACUACCGAUGCGAUGAAUCGUCUAUUGCCCAAUGCGGUAGGACACCUUCCCGAUGCGGCAGAAAAUAAACAUAUGCCAUGUUCGCGGCCUAAUCUGCCUGUCCAAUAUACGAAUCUGGCUGGGCCAGCUGCCCUGCUCUGAAGGGCUCCCCAAACCCAAGACACCGUUGGCGGCGCCAGAACGCCUCCUCUGCCUCGCCACCGCCAGAUCACCUCAACAUUCCGUGUCUCGCCAUCCAGCCAAACUGUGGAGUAUCGCAUGGCAAUCGCGGUCACAAUCCGCUGCGCGACCCAUUGUCGCAGACACAAUUGUCGUGCCCAGUCGCGACAUCGCGUCAACCUCUACACCACCACUACAUGUAGACAUAUAUUUUACAGAAAGGCCAGUCGGAUGCUAUCCCGAGCCAGCAGACGCAAACGCCUCUGCAUGCCAGGAAAUUCUCCGUACACGCCAGUACGGACCCAUCGGCAAUCAAGGAUGUUUGAGGCCCAAUCCGGGGAAUGGAGGGCAGACGCCUGAUAGCGCCCCGUCACAUUCUGUUCUGGAAUGGCUCAGAAUGGCCCAGCGAGAGCUGAUUUUAAUUGGAUUGGGGCGCCCAGCCUGAUUAUAUUGCUGGGAGGUCUAGCCAAGCCGCACUGAAUCCAUUGAGGCCCUGCUACCCAACUAUUAUAGUACAGAUAUUAUACUUAGAUAUUGGCUUGGUAGGUCCGAGUAGCUCGAGGAUUGUGGCAGGGACGAUGUAUUGGCUUACCAGCUGAAUAGCACUGAUUAUAGUAUUACUUAGGCACUGGCGAGUAGCACUCAUAUGGUUGUGGAUGAAUGUGAUGCUUUUGCUUGAGAGGAG